Cokeromyces recurvatus is the source of this 643-nucleotide messenger RNA. RefSeq lists its product as uncharacterized. Gene Ontology annotation, molecular function: peptidyl-prolyl cis-trans isomerase activity; DNA binding. Gene Ontology annotation, biological process: rRNA processing. The transcript has 8 exons. The coding region runs from base 171 to 545 and encodes 124 amino acids. Lineage: Eukaryota; Fungi; Mucoromycota; Mucoromycetes; Mucorales; Mucoraceae. The record is from RefSeq and is a predicted model, not a curated record.
AAAAAAAAAGUAAAAAUAGUCACAUAUAAUAUACCGCCACCACAAACUGAAUUAUUUUUUUUUUUUUGGUUAUUGACACCAUCAUAACCACUACCCACACUAUUUGGGAAGUUUACACAAAUAUAUACAUAUUUAUACACGCCUAUUCUUUUAUUUUAUAUUGUUUAAUAAUGGCUAAAGGAAAACAAGCAGCUGGAAAUAAAGGCAAAGGCUCAGGAGAAAAAAAGAGCGAUGGAAAGUUGAAACCUGCUCAAAGCAUCAAAGUUAGACAUAUUCUUUGUGAAAAGCAUAGCAAAGUUAUGGAAGCUUUGGCUAAGAUUAAAGAAGAAAAUAUGAGAUUUGAUAAGGUCGCAGAAGUUUAUAGCGAGGAUAAAGCUAAAGCAGGAGGCUCUCUUGGUUGGAUGAACCGUGGAAGUAUGGUUGGUGCAUUUCAAGAUGCAGCUUUUGCUUUACAACCUAGUACUUGUGAUAAGCCAAUCAUCACUGAUCCUCCAGUAAAGACACAAUUCGGAUAUCAUAUUAUUAUGGUGGAAGACCGCAAAUAAUGUCAUAAUCAUAAAUAAACUUGCUUUUUUUUUUUUAUAAAUACACAUGUAUAAAUUGCAAGCAGGGCAAAGAAGAGCAUGCAUAAAAGAAUUCAUUC